Trifolium pratense (red clover) is the source of this 1746-nucleotide messenger RNA. RefSeq lists its product as uncharacterized. Bases 618 to 1313 code for a protein of 231 amino acids. The record is from RefSeq and is a predicted model, not a curated record. NCBI's taxonomy places the organism in Eukaryota, Viridiplantae, Streptophyta, Magnoliopsida, Fabales, Fabaceae. The transcript is spliced from 2 exons.
AACCUGGUUUGUCUGCCUGUAAAUAUGUUGAAAAGAUACCUCCUCAUCAUGUAUCUUAAGGCGAUUGAUGCGGUUAAUUAUAGAUGAGCAUGAUUGUUUAGGUAAACAUGCUUCGACAAUAAGAUCAACUGAGUCAGAUUCAACCAUUACUCUAUUGAAUCCUUUUUCUUGGCAAAUUGAAAAGCUGGGAGAAUACCCAAAAGUUUAGCCAUAAAAAUUUCAUCUCAAAUGUUUUUUUUAGUAGGGAAAUAUUCCGUUAUAAGUGUUAUAAAAUUUGUGAGGAAAUUAUUUCAUCACAAACAAUUAUUUUAAAAUAUAAAGACAAUUUAUAUUUUAUUUUGUUUUCUAUUAAAACACACACAAACUUUGCAUUCUGAAAAUCACACACAAAAGCGCUUUCUGGAAAAUCGCUUUCCCGCUCACAAACUCGCAAAAUACCUUUACUCGCAAACUCUCAGCAAAAUCACCGAAUCUGCGCAACAUCACUGAAUCGGAGCUAAAUCGUACUUGAUGAUUUCAUUUCUUCUUCAUCGGAGCUAAAUCGGACUUGAAGAUUUCGUUUCUUCUUCUUCGGAGCACAAUUUUCGUUUCUUCUUCGGAGCUUACACACUAGAUUCAUGAAAAAUUGGACAGAAAAGGCGAUUUCUGCAUUGUAUGUGGGGAAUCUUGUACAUAAGAACAAUUGGCAUGCGAUUAAGUCUGAUCUGCGCUUUGGUCCCUGGCUCGUUAAUUUUAGUGAAAAGGACCUUAGGAAUUGGGUCAAGGCUGAUGAAGCUAUGUUUGGAAAGAGUCAACCAACUAGACUAAAUCAGGAAGGGAUUUCCGGGGUGAAUCAGCCGAACAUUUGGCAAGAGAUUAAGGCCGAUCCUAGAUUUGGUUCAAUUCUUAGUAGAAGGAGUGAAGAUGACAUUAAAAAUAAGUUCGAGGCUGAUCUAGAAUUUUUUGGGGUGAACCGUUCUGAAAUUGACGGCAAGGAUAAGGUAAAUGAUGAUGCAGAAAAAUUUGAAAAUUGGAAAACAAAUGAGGCUUUUGCAUUGUGCUUGGGGGUCAUUAAAUAUGGGAGGAAUAAUUGGGAUGCCAUUAAGGCUGAUUUGCACUUUGGUCCGUUGCUUGUUGAACGCGAUGCAUAUUCCUGUCGUCUUAAGUACCAGCAUGAUUUAGAUAAAUUGGAGAGGGAUAUUCUUGCAAUGCAGCAGCAAGCAAGCCAAGAUACUGGUGUGCCAGAACCAGUGCGUGCAAUAGGGGCUGGGGGUGAAACUAGUAGGGGUGCCAGAGCAAGAGACAAGAAGAAGGGGAAGGGGUGCCGUAGAUAGUUUGGAAACAUGUACACCAUUUUUGUUGGAUUGGUUGAUCGAAGGCUCUGAUGGAUUUUUGGAAACUAACCCAUCAACUUCGCCAGAGCACAUGUUAAUUGCACCAGAUCAAAAGCAAGCUAGUGUGAGCUACUCAUCAAUCAUGAACAUUUCAAUCAUAAAAGUUUUCUCUAUAGUCAUAUCUGCUGCUGUUUUGAGCUACUCAUAAAAGAAUCCAGAUCACUGUAAAGCUGUGGGUUGUAAUCUAAUUAAAAGAGGUCUUUUAUGAGAGCUUUACUUUUCUUUUCUUUUCUUUUUUGCUUUUCCAUCAUAGUAGUUAUUUUAGGUAUAUACCGCUGUAGUGUAAUAGUACUAUGUAUAUUUGAUUUUGAAUAGUUAUGUCGUAUUCAUUAAAACCUCUCGUAAUCUAGAAGACAGGAUUACACUAUUCAUG